UAUUCAUGACCUCCUUAAUUUUGACGUUUUUACUAAUGUGGUUGUUAUAAAUCCCACAUAAUGUCUGAAACUCAGUUAAAAAUUCCCGCUCAAGAAGUGCUGCAACAUGUCACCGACAAGGGUUGACUUACUACUAACAACAUGUCAAACGCUGAGUUUUAACCUCUAAUUACCUGCGCUGAUUCAUUCAUUGAUUGAUAUGAGCUUGUAGGAUUAGCCAAUUCAGUUUGAUGUUUUGAGUUUUAGGUUUGUCCUCAAUGUAGUACAGCUUUGGCGUUUCUGUUGCGAGUCAUUGAAAGUCUUCUUGAGUCAACUCUUUGCAGCUUCUUCUUUUUGUGAUUCUGAAACUGCUCCGAGGGGAUUGCCGGCAGAAUGGGGACACCUACGCGCAGCUCAAACACUAGAAUAGGAAAUGAAAUGAUGAGGCUUCUUUUGACAACUUUUGCUGGAGUUGUGUUUGGUAUUUUCUUAGGUGUAUCGUUUCCUACACUUCCAUUGACCAAGGUGAACUUACCUUCUAAUCUUUUUCGGUUAAUUGAUCUCACUUACAUUGAGGACAAGUAUUCAGGCUUCUCAACCCAAGAUCUAUUAAAUGUAUUGUCUUCCCUUAGGAGCUGCAAAGGCCGUUCACACAGGCAUUCUGACACAAAGAUUUGGGUUCCAUCAAACCCUCGAGGUGCUGAGAGGCUACCACCGCAUAUUGUUGCAUCUGAGUCUGAUCUUUAUCCUCGAAGGUUGUGGGGCCUACCCCGUGAGGACUUGAUUAUCAAACCUAGGUAUCUUGUUUGCUUUGCAGUUGGAUACGAGCAGAAAAAUAACAUUGAUGCGGCAGUGAAAAAGUUUUCAGAGAAUUUUACCUUUAUGUUGUUUCACUAUGAUGGUCGAACAAGUGAAUGGGAUGACCUUGAGUGGUCAAAGGGGGCUAUCCAUGUUAGUACGCUAAAGCAAACUAAAUGGUGGUAUGCAAAACGCUUUCUGCAUCCAGACAUUGUAGCACCCUAUGACUAUAUAUUCAUUUGGGAUGAAGACUUGGGGCUUGAGAAUUUUGAUGCCGAGGAAUAUAUAAAGUUGGUGAGGCAACAUGGGAUGGAUAUUUCACAGCCUGGUGUAGCAUCAAACAGUGAGUUGUCAUGGUGGAUGACAAAAAGACGAAAUGACACUGAAGUCCACAAGGAAACAGAGGAAAGACCUGGCUGGUGCACUGAUCCGCACUUGCCACCAUGUGCAGGAUUUGUUGAGAUCAUGGCACCUGUUUUCUCUAGAGAGGCAUGGCGGUGUGUUUGGUAUAUGAUCCAGAAUGAUUUGGUCCAUGGAUGGGGUCUCGAUUUAGCUCUCAGGAAAUGUGUGGAACCAGCACAUGAAAAGAUAGGAGUUGUAGAUUCUCAGUGGAUUGUGCAUCAAACUGUCCCUUCACUCGGAAACCAGGGACAAGCAGAGAAAGGCAAAGCACCAUGGGAAGGGGUAAGAGAAAGGUGUAAAAGAGAGUGGACAACGUUCAAGGAGCGUAUGGCUGCUGCAGAGAAAGAUUAUUACAAGGCAAAGGGAAUAAUUGAUCCCGUUAAUUCAACGUCUCAUUAAGUAAAAUGUCGUAUUUAGUUUUAUAUACAUGGACAGUUAGAUUGCUUCUAGGUCAGUUUUUAAGCACUUUUGUAGUGUUAGGGGUAAAAUAAAAAGGUGCUUUUAAUUUAAGCACUUGUUUUAAAGCCAAAAAAGUCAAAAGCUACAAGCUCAUCCAAAUAGGCUCUUUGUUACCAAUUAAUGCUUAUCACAUAGAUUUACUUGUAAUUAUCAACCUGAUGUUGUGAAUAUUUUUUGGCUGUCAAUGCUACUAAGUUAAACUUGUUUA
Messenger RNA from Capsicum annuum, 1846 nucleotides. RefSeq lists its product as uncharacterized. NCBI's taxonomy places the organism in Eukaryota, Viridiplantae, Streptophyta, Magnoliopsida, Solanales, Solanaceae. The transcript is spliced from 15 exons. The record is from RefSeq and is a predicted model, not a curated record. Bases 373 to 1578 code for a protein of 401 amino acids.